AUGGCUACAGAAGAUUCUUCAAUUCGCUCGCUUGAAUACACACCGACAUGGGCACUUGCCACAUGGCUUAAGAGAAAUCGAAGAAUUGCUUUGAGUGAUGCAGUGGACAAGCUCAAAUCAGCCAAUCUUGCAGAUUCCAUGCUUCCUUGUCGUAAAGACGUUGCGUCCAAACUCACUGCAGUACAAAAUUAUGGAAACUUUGCCAGUAAUUUUGUUGGGAAUUUGCCUUUAGAGAAUGGUCUACGAGGUGAUAUUUUAUGGCGACGAGAUAGGAGAUUGUUAGCAGAUGACGAGGAGGGUGCAAUUUCUGAUGAUCCUUGUAGUUCAAAAGGAAAGGUUUCUUUAAUAUCAGAAGAUGGGAUCCAGCAGCUUCACAAAUUCAUUUUCGUGCUAGCAGUUAUACAGAUUGUGUACAGUAUUCUAACCAUGGCUUUGGGCUGGACCAAGAUGAAGCGGUGGAAAGCUUGGGAGAAAGAAACUCGUACAACCGAAUACGAAGUUGCAAAUGGCUCAUUUGUCAACCAGGAACGACAACAAUUUCAAUUUCCAAAAAUAUAUACAGCGAUCCUUAGAGGAAGAUUUCAAGGUUGUUGUCAGCGUCAGGUUGUUGAUUCUCUCACAAACUAG
Messenger RNA from Dovyalis caffra, 627 nucleotides. NCBI's taxonomy places the organism in Eukaryota, Viridiplantae, Streptophyta, Magnoliopsida, Malpighiales, Salicaceae. The record is from the annotation of a GenBank genome assembly.